Rhopalosiphum maidis (corn leaf aphid) is the source of this 2499-nucleotide messenger RNA. RefSeq names its product ATP-dependent RNA helicase vasa-like. NCBI's taxonomy places the organism in Eukaryota, Metazoa, Arthropoda, Insecta, Hemiptera, Aphididae. Gene Ontology annotation, molecular function: ATP binding; RNA helicase activity; RNA binding. The record is from RefSeq and is a predicted model, not a curated record. Gene Ontology annotation, biological process: cell differentiation; gamete generation. Bases 368 to 2401 code for a protein of 677 amino acids. Gene Ontology annotation, cellular component: nucleus; P granule. The transcript is spliced from 9 exons.
CACCGUGUACACUCAUUCUCUCUCUCACUCAAUCACUCUCUCUCUCUCUCUCUCUCUCUCUAGUUACACACACCAACCGGUGUAUGCGUAUCGUAAGCGCGUCCUAACCACGACGACGACCGGCGUUGGAGGCGUUUAGUGUUUCACGAUUUCCCGGUCAGACGAGACGCUGCCGUUCCGCCAGUUCCGUAUCGAUUUCGGCCCGGAGAGCGUGUUGCAGCAAUCUUAUUCUACGUCGGCGGCACACAGCCAUAACAAUCAUAAUAAAAUAAUAAAUUGUUGUUGUUAUUGACGACAACGAAAAAACGGUAGUAAACUUUAUCAUCAUCGUCGCAGAAGACCAUUACACGAUUUAGAAAUCGUCAAUAUGGCAGAAAAUUGGGAUAAUAUACCAGGAAUAAAUCAAGAAUAUGGACAAUUAGACCAAAAUGCAACUGAUAGUCAAACAGAUGAAAAUGAUUGGAAUAAUUUAGCCCAAAAUUUCAAACGUAAAUAUAAAGCAUGUACAAAUUAUACAGAUUGGGACCCUAUAAAUAACAAUGGUCAUACCGAUGAUGAUAAAUUAAUUGAAGAAUUUUUUGAAAAUAAAACUACAACUAUUGAAUCUUCUGGUGAUACAAAUGCGGGUCGUGACGACUCAUCUCAAACAACAUCUGAUGUUGUUGAACAUCAAGCUGAUACUGCUAGUUAUUAUGAAAAUAAUGAACAAAUCAAUAUUGAAUGUACUGAUUCAAAUUCUUUAAAUGAUUCUUGGGGAAAUCCAAUUUCUAGUGAUCGAUAUAAUAAUGACAUUGGAAAUAAUUCAGAAUUAAAUGGUAGUACCAAGAAAAACAAUUAUAAUGAUUAUCAUCCUGGGAAUUCUUGGAGUAAUGAUAUCGAAACCAAUAACUAUCAAAAAUAUGAAAAAAACGGUUACCACGAAAAUGUUCGCAGCCACCAGCAAAGCACACGGUUUCCCAAAAAAUCUAAUAAUGAUAAAAGAAAUGGUAAAUUUGAAAAGCCCAUCAUACAAAAAUCAACUUAUAUUCCUCCAGAAUUUGAAGAAAAUGAUGACCUAACACUAGAAGCAGGAUUGAAUUUUGAAAAAUACGAUAAAAUUGAAGUAACAGUAAGUGGGAUGGAAGUACCCAAAAACAUAACAUCAUUUCAAGAUUCUGGUUUGCGUCAAGUAUUAAUAAGCAAUUUAACCAAAUGUCAUUAUACUAUUCCAACUCCAAUACAGAAGUAUGCUAUACCAAUCAUUAUGAAUGGAAAAGAUAUGAUAGCUAGUGCUCAAACUGGUUCUGGAAAAACUGCAGCUUUUGUUUUACCAAUUUUAAACAAUUUAAUCAGUGAACCAGCUGAAUUAAUUGUUGAUUACAAUCAUUGUGAGCCACAAGCUUUAAUCCUGUCACCCACUAGAGAACUUGCUAUACAAAUAUGUGAAGUUACAACUAGAUUGAGCAGAAACACUUCAAUAAAAUGUGAACUUCUUUAUGGCGGAACAGCCACUUAUCACCAAAAAGAAAGAAUUUUGAGAGGUGGUGUUCAUAUAAUUGUAGCUACUCCAGGGCGUUUAAUUGAUUUUGUCAAUCGAGGUUUAAUUACCUUUUCAUCUUUGCGAUUCUUUGUACUUGAUGAAGCCGACCGGAUGUUAGACAUGGGUUUUUCACUUGAUAUUGAACAUAUAUUAAAUGAUAACACUAUGGUGUCAUCGGCAGAGAGAUCAACAGUUAUGUUUUCAGCAACCCUGCCCAUGGACGUUCAACAUAUAGCAAAGUCUUAUUUAAAACCAGAUUAUAUAUCAGUAGCUGUUGGAGUGGUUGGAGGUGCCUGUAAAGAUGUUACACAAACAUUUAUAGAAGUGAAUAAGUUUAGCAAAAAAAAUGCAUUAGUUGCUAUGCUAAAUGAAACAAAUGAUUGUCAGGGAACAAUUGUAUUUGUUGAGCAAAAAAGACAAGCUGAUUUCAUAGCAGCCUUUCUAAGUGAACUUAAUUAUCCGACUACAAGUAUACACGGAGAUCGUGAACAGCCGGAACGAGAAAAAGCUUUGAGAGAUUUUAAAACUAAAAAAAUGAAGGUUUUAGUAGCCACUGCUGUGGCUGCUAGAGGACUAGAUAUAAUGGGUGUUACAACGGUAGUGAAUUUUGAUCUACCAAAAACGAUUGAAGAGUAUGUGCAUAGAAUUGGACGUACUGGUAGAUUGGGAAAUUCAGGCCGUGCUGUUUCAUUUUUUGAUCCAGCAAACGAUCAUGCCAUGGCUCCAUAUUUAGUCAAUACUCUUAAACUAGCCGAUCAAAAAGUUCCAGAAUUUUUAUCUCAGUAUAGUGGCAAAGUUCAGAAACCUUUAAAUCAGUUCAAUGAUAUACGAUCGAAUGUUCCAGUAACAUCUGAGUAUGUCCAAGAAGAGGAAGAAUGGUAAUCAUAGAUUCCUACAACAAUUCAAGCCAAAAAAAAAAAAAAAAAAUGAAGCAAUCUCAGUUAUUAAUUCUCUUAAUUGUGAAUUAUAACUCUUUAUAA